Vitrella brassicaformis is the source of this 2540-nucleotide messenger RNA. The record is from the annotation of a GenBank genome assembly. Lineage: Eukaryota; Vitrellaceae.
AUGAGCAAUCUCCGUCGGUGGCUUUCAUCCUUCGAUGGCUACUACGCGAUCGACCACAUCGCCCCUCCCUCCUUUGCGGACUCAGUUAUGGUGCCCACAGGCACAUGCGUCACGGUGGCGUGCGAGUUGGCACUGACGUCACCAGAGGGUGAGCUGGGGAAGGGCCGACAAACAUACGCCAUAUGAGGGACGACUUCCCCCACGACGAUUCGGUGCGACAACGGCCACUUCGAGACACUAGACCUCUUCUGUGCACGUGAGCACAUCUUGCCAAGAGGAGCAGACACAAACACUAUGCCUAUUGUCAUUCUGUUUCAGAGGAGUGCGGCCCUCUCGAGAUCGAUCCGCACCGCUAUUCCGCCCUCCUGAAGGAGUCCAUGCAGGCCGUGGGUCCCUCAAACCCCCCCGAGACGGAGAUCCUGGUCAGGUGUCAGGAUGGCUUCUCAUCUGCUGGGGUCGAGGCUGACUCAUACACAACGGUGGAGUGCAAUGACGGCACGUGGUCGCCCCUGAUGAUCAAUUGCCAGCGUGAGACAUGAAGGGGGGGGAUGUGGGGAUAUGCAAAGUGCUCUUGUACCGGGCUGCCUGCAGAGGAUUGUGGAGAGUUCUCAUCACUCGAGCCUGUUGCCGCUUACACGAUUGAAGGCAGUGGAGUGCAUCACGCGGCCACACGGUCGAUAUCGUGCGCUGAGGGCUAUUCCACCGGUGCUGCGGUGUCGCCAACCCAAAGUGAGUCCCGCUGCGUCGACGGUGUCUGGUCGCCAACUGAUCUUAUCUGCUACGGUAGGCCAGAUGAUAGAAGGCAUUGUGCACUCUGUGGCCGAUUUCCUUCAGCUGACUGCGACGCGUUUGUGGGUGGUGCGCCGCUGGACGUCAGCCGCCUGGCACUCACCAAGGGCACACAACGUGAGAUCCAGCCCAGAGCAUGGCUACAGAAUCACGGCUGUGCUUUGUAUGGCGGCUGCAGGUCUAAUGACCGAGCCUCAGCAUCACGGCACUCGCCUGAAGCUACGGUGCAGGGAGGAGGUCUUGUACCUCUUUCAGGGCAUGAGGGGCGCAUCCAUGGAGUUUGUCUGCACCGAUGGUCGCUGGAACAUCUCGGAUGAGGAGAGAUCCAACGUCGGCAUCCUUAAGUGCAAAAGUAAGACAACUGAGUGGGUCAGUCAGGUGCCCUUCCGUCCAAGGGCAACCAACAAAUGCAUAUGUGCCCUUAAUUGAAUCUGUCCGUCCGCCAGAGGCCUGUCCCCCGAUCCGAGAGGCCCUCGCUCUGUCGGAGGAGAAAGGCUAUCGCAUCCUCAACGACGAAGAGGAGAAAUGGAACUUCCACGGCACACAGAGGAGUGUCACCUGUCGAGACACAUUCUCACCCGUAAACAUAUCGCAAACCGUACGAACCAGACCGUCCCUCGCUCAGCUGCUGUCUUGCAUUUGGUCUGUCUGUCUGUGUUGUGUAUAGGACGUGGUGGCUGGCACCAACAUGACGAUAGACAUCAUCACAUGCGCAGAGGGCUCAUGGAUCGGACGACACAUACACUGCAGAGGUCCGUGCCGUGCAGUGCAUGCGCGUGUGUCCUGUCCAACAGCAAUGGGUGUUCAUCUCAUCUUUGCUCCUCCCCUCCCUCCCCUGUGUCUCUCUGCCCUUGCAGCCAAAUGUCCGGAGUACGAGCCACCAGACCAUGAUGCGUACCUUGUGACGAGCCACAUACCGGCCAGUGAGGUCUACAAGCCAAAGAAAGGGAGGCUGGUCAGCCACGGAACCAUGAGACGAGUCGAAUGCAGACCGCACAGGUAAGUGUGGUGUGAUCAUGAAAAAGAAAGCUCGUGUCUUCGACUGCGCAAGGGAAGCGAAGCCAUCCACUCACUGUCUCGUGCCUUUCUUCCAGAAAUAAGGAGCACCACAGUAUGGGUUACUUCGCUGCCAACGCUUCCCACCUGCCCGAGAACCCACACACGGGGGAGUACUUCGGCGUGGUGCAGUGCCUCGGCGGCACGUGGACAGCACUACCUAUCAGAUGCGAAAGUAAGAAGGCACACCACGCAGCCAGCACCUUCCAUUCACACACUCAGCUAAGUGCAUACUUGAUUGAUUCAGAGGUGUGCCCGACUUCGAUUGAGGCUUUCCUGUUCGACCGCUGUGUGGCCGUCCACACGUCCGUCGGCCCUCUAGACACAGGCGAGCCGUGCUACCAGGCCGCAAGGGGCAAUCACAAAGAUAAACGCGAAUGCGGCAUCAAGCAGUGCGAGUCUCGCUCGCCCUAUCGCAUUUUGAGGACUAUCGCCCAGCGUGACGAGAGCACCGAGAAGCUGGUGCCGCCAGACAAGCAGCGCUCAGCCUUGAUGGCAAGAAAGGUAUGAGAGUGGGCCUCACCGUGUUGUUAUUACCUUCAUUUAUCCAUCAGCCGGGCGACGUUCAUCUGGUUGUGUGCGACGAGAAGUCUGGCUACGCCCCCGUCUACCCCAACGACGAUGGGUUCUUGAGCGGCCACACAGCCUCCCAUGAUUCACUGGUCGCCAAGGUGCAAUGCGAGGACGGUCACUGA